Molecule: messenger RNA, 2170 nt
Organism: Pseudophryne corroboree (corroboree frog)
Lineage: Eukaryota; Metazoa; Chordata; Amphibia; Anura; Myobatrachidae
Gene: NUP85
Product: nucleoporin 85
Exons: 19
Coding region: 131-2110 (659 amino acids)
Biological process (GO): protein import into nucleus; mRNA export from nucleus; positive regulation of DNA-templated transcription
Cellular component (GO): nuclear pore outer ring
Molecular function (GO): structural constituent of nuclear pore
Source: RefSeq, a predicted model, not a curated record
GACCCCGGAGAUUGUUGUGAGUGAGCACUACAGUCAGCAUUGUACAGGCAGCUGCGUGAACAGCCCCGGGGUCCUCGUUGGUGUCCUUGGCUUGAGAUCACGCGGGAAGCCGGAAUAGCCAGCACCAAAGAUGGAGGAGCUGGAUGUGGAACCGACGGAGAUUACCAUUCCCGGACUUGGGCAGCGAAACCGUCAUAUUGGUUUUAACUGGGGACCAGGAGAAUUACUGUUGUAUGAGACUCGCUAUCCAAACACAGGUGCUACAUGUAUUACCACUCCUUCAGCGCUCUGUCCAUUCAUGUACAUCGUACGUAAUGAUGAAGAUAUCUACUCCCCAGUCCUGCGCAAAUUGUUGAAUGAGUCACACAGCAUAUUUGUGGGCCUGCAAAAGAGCGAAGAAGAAGCCUCAAGCAAGACCCAUAAAGCACAGCUGGUCCGAGUCAGUAAAAAGUAUCGCUCAGUUCUGCAGGCUUGCAUGGAGGAGAUGAACUCACUGGCAGUUCCUAUACGAGAUCCAACUCAAAGUGCCAAGAGGUCUGAGCAGCUCUCUUUCCUGUCUGCCAUGGAGCUGUGUUGGAACCUGUGUGAAAUACUUUUUAUUGAAGCUGCCACAGCUGGGUCCCUUCUGAUAUUGCUGCUUGACUGGGUGCGUCUUCAUGUAAAUGAGGUGGACCGUGUAUAUCAAGAUGUAAUACAAAGUGACAACCCCACUCAACAUGACAGGUUCUGGGAUGCAAUCACUGGUUUUGUCUUGCAAGGUCGUAUGGAAGAAGCACGCCAAUUGCUGGCCAAAGAAACUGCUGCUUCUGUGAGCACCCGGAGUAUGUGCAGAGUUCUAGAUGAACUAUUGAAGAAUAUGCCCAUUUUCAGUUCUGCAGGGUCUCAGACACUGACAGAAUUUGAAUUAAAAUGGCAAAGCUGGCAGGAGAAAUGUGCACGUCACUUGCAGAGUGGGACCUUCUCAUCCAGUCCCCAAAUGGAAGCCAUCUGUAAGGUUUUGCUCGGAGAUGAGGAUGCUUUGCUGGAGAAGAAGGAGCUUAUGAUCACCUGGUAUCAUUUCCUUGUAUCACAACUACUCUUCACACACCCGACUGUGAAACCGACAGAGAUGCACUCCUAUGCUCAGUCGUGCCUGGACAUCUUUACCACUGGUGACAGCAGUUCCGAGCCACUGGACAAUAUCCUGCUUGCUGCUUUUGAACUCGACAUUCAUCAAGUCAUAAAGGAAUUUAGCAUUGUCUCACAUAACUGGUGGUUUGUGGCUCAUCUCACUGACCUGCUGGAUCACUGUCAGCUCUUCCAGUCUCACAAUUUAUAUUUUGGAUCCAACAUGCGAGAAUAUCUACUGCUGGAGUAUGCAUCUGGUCUCUUCUCCCAUCAUAGUCUUUGGCAGCUGGGAGUUGAUUACUUGGAUUACUGUCCUGAAUCUGGUCGAGUCUACCUUGAACUUCUCAUGGAGAGGAUCCCUCUGACCACUGAGAAGAAAGCCCUGAAGGCAUUGCGGAUCUGUGAGCAGAGGCAGAUGACUGAGCAAGUUCGCAGUAUCUGUAAAACGAUGGCAAUGCAAGCUUUGCGCAAUGGUCGAUUGGGGUCAGCGUUAUCAUGGAGCAUUCGAGCCAAGGAUGCAGCAUUUGCAACUCUCAUAUCAGACCAGUUUCUGAAGGACUACUGUGAACGAGGGAAAUUCUCAGAUUUAGACCUCAUUGACAAUCUUGGUCCUGCUAUGUUGCUCAGUGAUAGGCUGACUUUCCUAGGGAAAUACAGAGAGUUUCAUAGGCUGUACAGUGAGCAGCAGUUUGAGGAAGCUGCUUGCUUGUUACUCUUACUCAUGACUGCACGGAUAGCUCCUUGCUCCUUUUGGCUUACCUUGCUGCUGGAUGCCCUGCCCCUGCUUGGACAACACCAGGUAAUCUUUUCAGCUGAGCAGACAUACCAACUAAUGCGAUGCCUGGAGGACAGGAUGGAAGCGAAGCGAGAACCCAUCGUCUCAGAUGUGAGCCAGAGCUCUCAGGACAAAAGCCUUGAAAAAACCAAAGUUGACAUGCUGCGCCUGGCUCUUGCACGAAACCUGGCACGUGCCAUAGUAAAAGAAGGAACACUUCAAGCAUAAAUGGAGGGAAUGCAUAAAAUGUUUUGUAUAGAAAUUUUCAAAUAAAUAUCUUUUUUUCCA